AUGGACCCCCGCCCUCCCUUCCCUCCCUCCACUCCCUCCACCUACCACACCCCGGAACCCAUCUCUGCCCUACAUGCUGUUAGCCCGCAACGGGGUCCGGAUGUGACGUGCGCUGACUUCCGCCUCGGAGAUCUGAGAGAGUGGAGAGACUUAGGCUGGGAGGCGGGAUUGGGGUCCCCGGCCGAGGAAAGGAGGCCAUGCGCGGGCCUAGCAGCAGCCAGGCGAGCAGGUAUGUCCAGAUGUAGCUUCCCCUCACUUCCUUUCGUUCAGUAUCAGAGGUCUUGUUCUGAGAGUUUUGUCUCAGGCCGGCAGAAGGAAGGGGUUCACAUCCUGUCAGGGGAAAGGGGAUCCAGGAAUUGGGUAAUAGGGCCUUGGCCUCAGUGUAAGACAUGCAUUCUCAGGUCAAAUAGCCGAGGAGGACCGGGCAAUGCCAGGAGUCAAGUAAUCAUUAUUCCCACUCCAAAGUGUUGGUGUCACAUGCUUGAAGAACACCUUUAGUCCCAAAGUGUGACACAGGGUCUUUUGGGGACACAGGUUCCUGAAGCUAAGGAGAAUGCAACCUCCUUCUUCUCCUCCUAUUCCUCCCCUUUUUCUUUCUCUUCUUCCUUCUCAUCCUCCUCUUCCUAUUCCUCCUCUUCCUCUUCCUUCUGUUACUUUCUGAUCCCAGGCACUAUGAAGAUUUCUGCUGCUUCUGGAUCACCAGGUCUUCUCCAGAGUCCUCAGAGAGCCUGCUCCUCCCCCACUGCCAUAGAAGUCACUCCAUCAAUCAGAUCAGAUCAGGGCUCCAGAAGCCAAGAAGAGGACGGGCCAAACACUUUGCAGUCCCUGCCAGAAACUGUGCUCUUACUUGAAGAUGCCAUAGAUGAUAAGGUAGCUGACCUGGUGGCAUUCCUGCUUCUCAAGUAUAGAACAAACGAGCUGACCACACAGGCAGAAAUGCUGAAAACUGUCAGCCAAGAUUACCAGGAGCUCUUCCCUGUGAUCUUCAGCCAAGCCUUUGAGUGCAUGCAAUUGGUCCUUGGUGUUGAUGUGAGGGAAGUGGAUUCCAGUGAUCAUGCCUAUGUCUUAGUUACUGCCCUGGGCCUCACCUGCGAUGAGAUGCCGAGCAGUGAGCAGAGUGUGCCCAAGACUGGCCUCUUGAUAAAUAUCCUUGGUGUGAUCUUUAUGUAUGGCAACUGUGCCCCUGAGGAGGAUGUCUGGGAAGUGCUGGGAGUCAUGGGGGUGUACGAUGGUCAGGAGCACUUCAUCUAUGGGGAGCCCAGGGAACUCCUCACCAAAAUCUGGGUGCAGGAAGGCUACCUGGAGUACCGGCAGGUGGCGGGCAGCAACCCUGCCUGCUACGAGUUCCUAUGGGGUUCCAGGGCCCAUGCCAAAACCAGCAAGAUGAAAAUCUUAGAGUUUUUGGCCAAGGUCAAUGAUACCAUCCCCAGUGCCUUUCCUGUCUGGUAUGAGUAAGCUUUGAGAGAUGAGGAAGUGCGAUCCCAAGCCAGGGUUGCAGCCAGGGAUGUAGUGGGAGGGCCAGCACCAGGGUCAGUUUUAGGGCCAUAUCCAGCAGCUUGUCUUGCUCCAAGGGAAGUCUGA
Molecule: messenger RNA, 1581 nt
Organism: Nyctereutes procyonoides (raccoon dog)
Lineage: Eukaryota; Metazoa; Chordata; Mammalia; Carnivora; Canidae
Product: melanoma-associated antigen 10-like
Exons: 4
Biological process (GO): negative regulation of transcription by RNA polymerase II
Cellular component (GO): nucleus
Source: RefSeq, a predicted model, not a curated record